Paramacrobiotus metropolitanus is the source of this 1909-nucleotide messenger RNA. RefSeq lists its product as uncharacterized. The transcript has 3 exons. The coding region runs from base 93 to 1796 and encodes 567 amino acids. NCBI's taxonomy places the organism in Eukaryota, Metazoa, Tardigrada, Eutardigrada, Parachela, Macrobiotidae. Gene Ontology annotation, molecular function: protein binding. The record is from RefSeq and is a predicted model, not a curated record.
UUCUCCUUUUUCUAAGUUGUUUGACGGUGUUAGGAAACGUCGGAAUCGAUUAUCCUUCAUCGUUUUUUCAUUCAUACAACUUAUAACUAAGAAUGCACAUAUACGAAGAUACGGAACGUUCUGUUGACGACUGGAAUUCUGUGGAUGUGGAAAUAGAUGGCCAGCUGCAGCAUGGCCAUGUCAUCGGCCUGGAAGAGAAGCCACGGAACGGUAACACUCCGCUGCGUCUGAUUGUCGAUUUCGGGGGCCCGUCACAACAGGCGGUACUGGUGGAAUACGGGAAGAUCUGGGACUGUUCCGCACAUCGAUCCACGCGUGUGCACGAGGGAGAUGAAGUGGAGGUGCUGCUGCACGAGGGCCGGGAUCGUCCUUGGAAAUGGUAUCGCGGGAAAAUGCUGAUUCGAAGGUUCAACCAGUUGUAUCAUAUGGCGCUGGUGGAGGUGAUGGUGAAUGGACAGUCUCGUCGCGAACUGCUUCCCUGGCAACAGAUUCGCGAUCGAGCGGGAGAAGCAGUUAAGCCUCAACCCAUUGCAGCGGGCCAUUUCGUUAUGCGGACGUGCAGCGUGCCUAACGGUUUCUGGACUCUCCAGCCGUCCGUCGCUUCAUGGCUGCUACGCAGAAUGCAGUUCCACUUGCAUCUGCAGUUUGUCAAGGUUCUCAGCCAGGAGAUGCACUGUUUGAUGGUGCGACGGCGUCCGGAGGGGCCUCUGCGGGACGAAGAUGUGGCCGCCAACUUCGAAUUUGCGAGAAUGGAGUUCGGGGGGAGUGUGUUUUGUGGAAAACGGCCCAAGACAAUCGAAGAGUGGGAUGGUGAGCGGAAGCGGGAAAAGCCGUUAUGUCUCGAGGAAGGCGAUUUGCCGUUGUCGCUGAAUGUGCUGAAGGAGGUCUUCCUCUCCCUGGACACCAUCGAUCAGCAGCGCUGCCGCCGCACCUGUCAGCUGUGGGAAACGAUGCUGUCGUCUUUGGAUGUGCGCUCCGUUGUGCGUGUCUCAGUGCAGAAUCCCAGCGAAUCAGCAGCGGUGAUGUGGGAUCGGAACUAUUUUCUGUACGCCUGCAUCUUCAAGCUCAUCACGCCGGCCACCCGCACCGUCUCUAUUCGCGGGGCCAUGCCGCCCUCCCGUCAUCGAUGGAACCUGCGCGUGGCCAAUGAAUCCGUAAGCCUGAUUAAGAAGGUCUUGGGCGGCGCUGGCUUGCGCCUAGACCGCCUCAUCAUGGAUCAGCGAUCGAUGAAGAUCGCAUACGACUAUCCAUGGACACGGCUUUCCUUUGAAGUCUUCGCGCACCUGUCCAAGCUUUUGUCGUGCUGCGAUCACGUGAUUUUGAAAAGUUAUGUGUUCGCACUUUCGGACGAAAAUCGCGCGCCCUUGAUGGAGUUCCGUAUUCCCGCUGCCGUCUUCACCCGGGAGCCGAUCGAUCACGCGCAGAUUGCGGACAUGCUGGAGCAGCAUCUGAGCUAUGAAGGGCCUCCGAUAGAUGUGCAGCACAUUGCGCAGUGCCUGGCCAGUCGGAUCGAUAUGUCCCACAAAGCCAACAAUGUCAAAAAGAUUCUGGAACGCUACCAAUCCGGCGAUCCGCGUCCGUCCGCAUAUUAUCGAAAACACCCGUGGACGCUGAACAACGUGGCCGGCGUGGACGUGGCCAAGCUGAACCGAAUGUGUCUGUACGCGUUAUGGCGCUACAUACAGGACUGGGGCCCGGCAUUCGCGCAUGACAACGCACGAACUGAGCCGUUCAUGGAGCUAAGCUAUAUAGAACUCGAUUCCUUAUCCAGCCCCUCCGAGCCCGACGAUUUCUGAUCCUACGAGGACGAGGAAUGAAAAGAGGCUACAGUUUCCGAAGAUGCCAGCUGCAAAAAAGAUUCAGUUAUUUCUACUAUUCUUAAUGGAAUGUCUAGAAAUUUUUUCAGCAA